Rubroshorea leprosula is the source of this 448-nucleotide messenger RNA. The record is from the annotation of a GenBank genome assembly. Lineage: Eukaryota; Viridiplantae; Streptophyta; Magnoliopsida; Malvales; Dipterocarpaceae.
UGCUUGAUCAGGCCCAUGCCAUUGGGAAGGCAGCCAGCGAAUUUAUUCACCGAGAGUUGAAGAUGGACUAUGUAUAUGACUACAUGUUCCAUCUCUUGAAUGAGUAUGCCAAGCUCUUGAGAUUCUAGCCUGAGGUGCCUAAGAAUGCAGUUGAACUUUGCUCGGAGAGCAUGGCUUGUCCGGCCAAGGGAUUAGUGAAGAAAUUUAUGAUGGAAUCCUUAGUGAAGAGUCCUUCAGACACAAACCCAUCUAGGAUGCCACCUCCUUAUGAUCCUGCAUCUCUUCAUACAAUGCUCAGGACAAGGGAAGAUUUAGUAAAACGAGUAAAUGCAUGGGAGAAAAAAUUUUGGGAAAAUCAACAACAAGAAAACAAAUAGGGCUAAAGAGAGGAUUGAACGCUUUAGUAGUUUGAUGUUAUGCAAAUGAGUAUUAAACAAGCAUGCUUAUU